UUUCACACCACUGUAAAGCAUGUUUGUAUGAAUGUCAGACGCCGAGCCAACUCUCUUAUUUCACUUCCCUCGUUUGAGGACCAAUGCUGCGUGUUUGCACCGAGUAACUUGUUUGAGUUUUCGUCAGUUUAUUAUCAGCAGCCUUUUGCCUCAGGCCAGGAGUUUCUCAGCCAUCUUCGCUCCAUCAUACCGCUAUGCCGGAAGCCAUUACCCAACCGGUGAGGGGCUACGUGCAGUUUUCGUACGGUGUGGAUGUAUACACAUAACGCGUAACGCGUUUGCCAACAUAAAAAGGCAGUUUGCAGCAGCGUCCAUUUCUUUUUGGUGUCUAGCAUUUUGUUAAUACUGAACCCCCAUUGUUUCAUAUGGCCUGGACUGUUCAUUGGAACAGCGAUCACAUCACUAUCUAUGCCAGGUGAUGGCAGCUGCCCGCUCAGACGUUGGUGCCUCACAGCUUUCCUGAACCCCCCUGAAGGUAGAGGAGAGGCUCUCUGAUUCGCUCCCUCAGUUUUGGAAACACAGCCAGAAACUCAUCACGAAUUUGUUAAGGCUGAGUCUAAAGGCAUCCUGCGAAACAUUGGCAGUAGUUGGAAGAAAUGUCCACUACAGAAGUCGGCCGCUUAUGACCUCCUCUUUGCACUUGAAGUGUGGCUGUCAACUUCCUGGGGCACCUGCUAAUGUAUUGGGCACAAAACGAUUUGUACAGAAGUACUCCAGUGCUGUAGCGCCAAAGAAAAACUCAGAGACCGAGGAGAACAAAGGCCAUUUAGACGAAAAGUUUACACUGUUGUACAGGUUCCCAGCCAUUAAAUUUCUUCGAGUGGUUUCAAGGCUUAAACUGCUUCAGACUGGCAUCACCAUUGUUGUGCUUCCCUCAGUAUAUUACCUUUAUGUUCAGGGUGAGGCCACAUACACACUCUUUGCCUACAGCACUGGCAUUGCCAUCUUUGCUGCAGUGAUGCUUUACUCCAUGAGCCAUUAUCUACGUCGAGUAAUAGGAAUGAUGUACCUGAAUGAGAGCAAAACGGUUCUAAAAGUUUCUCAUCUUACAUUCUGGGGUAAGAGGCAUGACUUCCAUGUUCCAGUGCAUGAUGUUAUACCACUUGGGGACACUGGUGACUCUCAUAAUGAAGUGCUAUUACAGUUGAAGCGAUACAGCCAGCCAGAAGUGUUGUACUUCACCUGCAGGCUGGGUCAGGUUAUUGAUAGUGAAAGAUUUACACACGUCUUUGGAAAACCGUGAUGGGGAGCGUCAGGCAAUCAAUCAAUCAGUCAGUCAAGUUACCGUGGAAGUGACUAGCGCCUUAUAUGAAGCACGCAGUGACAGCAGCACCAGGCCGGGUGUGCGCACUUUACAGUAAUUGGACGUCUGCUCAGCGAAUAAACUGCUACAUAGGAGCAAACGUCCAGUAAAGGGAAGAAGGCCAUACAGGAUACUGGUCACUUGGGCCAGUUUGCAAACAUAAGUUGUGUUAAUUGAUGUAAAGUACCAAUGGAAAUGGUUUUUCCAUGACAGCAUAUGGAAUUAAACUCUGUUUUUAUAUUAAA
Messenger RNA from Polypterus senegalus (gray bichir), 1548 nucleotides. It is a transcript of the gene tmem186, whose product is annotated as transmembrane protein 186. The transcript has 2 exons. The coding region runs from base 623 to 1243 and encodes 206 amino acids. The record is from RefSeq and is a predicted model, not a curated record. Lineage: Eukaryota; Metazoa; Chordata; Cladistia; Polypteriformes; Polypteridae. Gene Ontology annotation, cellular component: mitochondrion.